Molecule: messenger RNA, 1264 nt
Organism: Rosa chinensis
Lineage: Eukaryota; Viridiplantae; Streptophyta; Magnoliopsida; Rosales; Rosaceae
Product: probable carboxylesterase 12
Exons: 1
Coding region: 72-1016 (314 amino acids)
Molecular function (GO): hydrolase activity
Source: RefSeq, a predicted model, not a curated record
GAACAAGCCCUCCUUUCUCCUCCUCACAUAUCGGUUGUGCUCUGUUUAUCGUCUCUUCCAUAAAUCUAACCAUGAGCGACGAACUAGCCCAUGAUUUCUCUCCCAUCAUCAAAGUAUACAAAGACGGUCGAAUCGACCGCCUCCUAGGCACAUCCACAGUCCCUGCAUGCAUUGAUCCCCAAACCGGUGUUCAAUCCAAAGACGUCGUCAUCUCAACCGCACCACCCAUCUCUGCAAGGCUUUAUAUUCCCAAAUCCACCGCAACCGAGUCAGCCCAGAAGCUCCCUCUUCUGGUUUACUUUCACGGCGGUGGCUUUUGCGUUGAAAGCGCUUUCUCUCCCACUUAUCACAACUACCUCAACUCUUUAGUCUCCGAGGCCAAAGUUGCAGCUGUUUCUGUUGAAUAUAGGCUGGCGCCGGAGGAUCCACUCCCGGCUGCCUAUGAAGAUUCGUGGGCCGCACUCAAAUGGGUGGAGUCCCAUCUCGCAGGAAACGGCCCGGAAGACUGGCUGAACCGGUAUGCAGAUUUGAACCGGGUUUUCUUUUCAGGUGAUAGUGCUGGGGCUAACAUAGCUCACCACAUGGGUUUGAGAGUUGGAUCUGAGAAGUUGGUGGGUUUUAAGCUGAAUGGGAUUGUUCUGGUGCAUCCCUACUUUUGGGGUGAAGAACCAAUAGGGGGAGAAGUAGCUUUGGCCGAGAGUCUUAGAAAGAUGGUGCCUGCUUUGUGGCGGUUUGCUUACCCUUUGACUAGUGGAUCCGAUGACCCGUUUUUUAAUCCGGGUAAGGAUCCGAAGUUGGGGGAGUUGGGUUGUGAGAAAGUUUUGGUCUGUGUUGCGGAGAAGGAUGCGUUGAAAGAUAGGGGGUGGUAUUACAGUGAGGUGUUGAAGAAGAGUGGAUGGAAUGGAGUUGUGGAGGUAUCAGAAGCGAAGGAGGAGCAGCAUGUGUUCCAUUUGUCCAAUGCUACUUGUGACAAUGCUGUGACCAUGCUCAAGAAGAUCGUUUCUUUCAUGAAUUAGUUUUGGUUUCGAUUCUGGUUAGCUUGUUGGUCUCUUCUUCAUAUGUUCUGGUAUUCUAUGCCUGCUUGUACUACCGUACUAUGUUUCUUGGAUAAUAAUGAUCCUAGUACAAGAGAAUUCUAUGCUUAAAUUGUGAAAAUGUGAAAGUAGCUCUUGACCGGCCGAUCUGGCUUUCUUUAUGUAAUUCCUUCCUAAGCUCAAGUUAUAAAAGAAAAAGGGGAAAUGACUCGAUUAAGAUGGGGAAAUUA